UCUUCAGUGUUGCAAAGACAUGGCAGGGCCAACUCCCACUUCUCGAAACGCAACCUACGAUUCCGAGUUGGAUCCCACGGACCACCUCCCGCUUUCCCUCCUUAGAUCCGAACUCAUACCGGCCGCACCGAACCGAUCUGAAUCCUCCAUUGACUGGUUACCGGACUUCGCCGGUUACUCAUGGGUAGCCUACGGGUCCUCCUCUCUCCUCGUGAUCUCUCAUUUCCCUUCCCCUCUCUCCCCCGAGCAAAAUCUUAUGGGCCCAAUUUUCCGCCAAGUCUUCGAGCUCUCUUCCGACGCUUCUUCCCCUGUCACCGCCGUUUGUUGGUCUCCGGUCACGCCUUCGGCCGGCGAGCUCGCGGCAGCCUCGGGGAAUUGCAUUUUCUUAUUCUCUCACGACUUGGAGACGUCGAAUUCCGAAAGUUCUUUUUGUUGGAGCCAGAAUGUAGAACUUCUACAAUGUACAAAAGUUGAGGCAGUUGAAUGGACGGCCUCCGGGGAUGGGAUAUUAGCCGGUGGAUUAGAGGUUAUUUUAUGGAAAAGGAAGAGCAAAUCCUGGGAAAUAGCUUGGAAAUUCAAGGCAGAUCUGCCUCAAAAUCUGGUUUCUGCCUCCUGGUCCACAGAGGGCCCUUCAGCGGCUGCAUCUCAUUCGAAGGUUUUACAAAUUGAAGGAGAAGUGAUCAAUGAGCCAAGCAAGUCUGUUUUGGUAUUUUACAGUGAUGGAAACUCUGGAUACGCAAAAGCCACGUUAGGUCAUCCUCAACCUGUUUCGAUGAUUCAGUGGAGGCCAUCAGGAGGGAAACAAUUGUCAAGAGAUGCAAAACAUUUGCGGAGACAUAUAUUGUUAACAUGCUGUUUAGAUGGAACUGUGAGGUUAUGGAGUGAGGUCGAUAAUGGUAGAGUUAAAAAACCAGGCAAGGAUGGCAUUUAUGAUCACAAAAUUACAAUAAGGUCCUUUUGUGUUGCUGCUGUAAUUGAGAUAGAUUGUGCAUUGCGUGGAACUCUAGGAGUGGAUAUAUUUUUGAAAUGGGCAACAGAAAUUGGUGGUAUAGUUAAAACCGGUGAAGAAACUAAGAAAUACUUUUGUACAGAAGGAGAUAAACGUGAAGUUGGUAGGUGUGAGUGGUUAAUAGGGUUUGGUCCUGGAAAAUUGGUCACUUUCUGGGCAAUCCAUUGCCUUGAUGACAUGACUCCAAUGAAGUUUCCCCGAGUUACAUUGUGGAAGAGACAUGAGCUUCAGGACUUUGAAGUUGAACAUCUUCAUAGAAAUGGACUUUCAACAUUAAAACAGCAAUUAGUUCUUAAAAAGGUUGUUAUCAUGAGAACAUGUUUGUCUGGACCUCCAAUUGUAUGCUCUUUGAUUCAUUUAUUUCCUUUUCAAUCUAUGGCCUGGUCCAUGUUAUAUACCAAAACAUCAAAUGAUAUGAAGGAUGCAUCGCCUAAUGAAUCUAGGAUAGAGAAUUUGUUAUCAUGUUCAGUAGGUGGGAUUUUAGAUAUAGAUGGUCAUACCAGUAAAAUCUUACAAAUUGCUAUACAUCCUUAUGUCUGUGAAUUUGAAUUGGCUGUUUCCUUGGAUUCUAAUGGCCUGCUUCUGUUUUGGUCUCUUUCUACCAAUUCCAACAGCAUUCAUGACCUUCCGACAUUGAUUCCCACAUGGAAAAUUUGUGGAAAAUAUGUAAGUCAAGAUAAAUGUUCUAAAUAUACAAGCUUGAGAUGGGCACCUUUAGUAUUGCGUGAAGAUCGGGUUCUUCUUAUUGGGCAUGUUGGAGGAAUUGACUGCUUUGCGGUAAAGAUUUUUGAAGGUGGAGAAGAUGUAGUAUGUCACUACAUAUGCACUAUACCUUUUACAGGUCAUGAUCCUUACAAGGAUGGUCCAACCAACAUCUAUUCAGUACCAUUGUCUUUGUCUUGUAAUAAAACUUCUAUGUGUGAUGGAUUUUUGCUUUUGGGCAUAUGGAUGAAAGAGUUUCAGGCACUUUCCUGGGAAAUAAAAAUUCAUGCUUAUGCUCUGACGGGAAGCAACUCUGAAUGUAAUUUUGAUGAUAAUAGUCUUGUUGAAUGCAGUGCAAGGAAAUUAGAAAAUACGAUUUCUGGCACAAGAUAUUGUGUUCAUGUUAUUCCUUCCUCAGCUCAGUUGCCUGAACCUCAUCUUCAUGAUCAGGUCACAAGUUCUGCUGUGAUCUGUCCGAGUGGUUUGACACCUAUGCAGCAGAAGUUAACUUUUGAUAAUGAUCCAUAUAGUUGUAAAAGUCCUGCAUAUGUUAUGGCUACAGGCUGCUCUGAUGGUGGUUUAAAAUUGUGGAGAUUUAACCCCUAUGACCCAUCAAUUUCUCACAUGCCAUGGGAGUUAGUUGGUAUGUUUACUGCACAUCAAGGUCCUGUCAGUGCUAUAUGUUUGACCAAUUGUGGUAGGAAGAUUGCAACCAUUGGCUCAGAUAGCCAGUCAAAUGCUGUCAGCAAUCUUCGUAUAUGGGACUCUAUACGCCUAGCAGACUCGGGGACUUUUAUGUUAGAAGACACAUUGUCCCUUAAUGAAGAUGUUGUUGCUUUGAAUUGGUUAAACCUAGGAAAUGGUCAGUUAUUACUUGCAGUUGGCAUGCACAAUGAAUUACGGGUAUAUGCUCAGAAGCGUUGUGGGGGUCAGGCUUUGUUAAACUCUAAAAAGCCUCUGGGAAUGCAAAUCUGGUUCUGCAUUGGGAUCAGUCAUACUUUUUCUGCUAUUCAUGAUUUCUUGUGGGGGCCCAGGACCACAGGUGUAGUUGUCCAUGCUAGUUACGUGAGUCUUUUAAGUCCAUGGCUGUUUCUUUUAGAUAAGAAGCAUCAGACUGAAUCCAAUCCAAAUUUUAUCACCGAAAGCCUUCUUGAUUCUGAAAUUGGUAUGAAUGAGGGAACCCUUUCUGAAACAUUUAGUGAUCGUGAUGCCAUUAAUUACAAAGAAACAUUAAUUGAGAAUGGGAAUGGAGGAUGCAAGUCUGGUCUUCUUGGGAAGAUUACUACAAAAGAUGAUCACCUAUCCAACACAUUUUUAGUUGGAAGGGCUCAACUGAAACAGAAGUCAAAGAUCUUACUUGGUUUUUGGAGCAUGCUAGACAUAGUGGAGAUGUUAGCAGGAGUUUUGCCUGUUUAUCACCCGGAGGCACUCUUUGCAAAUAUAUAUUCAGGCAAUUGGAAACGUGCAUACAUCUCUGUGAGGCAUCUGGUUGAAUAUCUUAAUUCUAGUUAUAUUUCUGAGAAGAUAUAUCACCAUCCAAAGCGUAGCGAUAUUGUUCCACAGAUACCUUUGUCCAAUUACAUUGAAGGGAUUCUCUCCAAUAGUUCAACUGAGAAUGCAUUCCGAUGGAGUGGGAAUGCUACUUCAAUGGCAUCAUCUUUACAAUUUCAAAGUGGCUUGACGCAAUUUGCUUACAAUUUGGCACCUGAUGCUUCCAGCAAUAUGUUCAGCUUGUCUUCAUCAAAAUCUGGACUUAGGGACUUCCUUGAGCCUAUUAAUAAGUUGCAUGAGUUGGCAGCGAUAACCGCAGCAGAGAAGAUGCAAAUUCUUGCAAUUAUAGAUCUUCUAAAUGAAGUUAGUAAUCCUCAGUCAGCUUCUGUUUAUGAAAAUCUUGAUGAACCGGGUCGAAGGUUUUGGGUCACAUUAAGGUUUCAGCAGCUGCUUUUUUCUCAAAGUUUUGGUAGAUCAGCAUCUUUGGAAGAGUUGGUUGUUGAUUCUGGGCUUAUGGUGUGGGCAUUCCAGUCUGAUUGCCAGGAAACUUUGUUUGGUUCUUUACUACCUAAUGAACCAUCUUGGCAGGAAAUGCAGACUUUGGGUGUUGGAUUUUGGUUUACUAACGCAACACAACUGCGCACAAGGAUGGAGAAGUUGGCUAGAUCGCAAUAUCUUAAGAAGAGAGAUCCCAAGGAUUGUACACUGUUGUAUGUUGCACUAAAUAGACUUCAAGUUUUGGCUGGUCUAUUUAAAAUCAGCAAGGAUGAGAAGGAUAAACCAUUGGUUGGAUUUCUUUCACGCAAUUUUCAGGAGGAGAAAAAUAAGGCAGCAGCUUUGAAAAAUGCUUAUGUCUUGAUGGGGAGACAUCAACUAGAGCUGGCUAUUGCUUUUUUUCUGCUUGGAGGCGAUACUUCUUCUGCAGUCACUGUUUGUGCAAAGAACCUUGGGGAUGAGCAACUAGCACUAAUAAUUUGUAGACUUAUUGAGGGGCGAGGUGGACCAUUAGAGCGUCACUUGAUUACAAAGAUUAUACUUCCAUCCGCAAUUGAGAGAAGUGACUAUUGGCUUGCAAGCCUUCUAGAGUGGGAAUUGGGGAAUUAUCCUCAAUCUUUUCUGAUCAUGCUUGGUUUACAAGUGGGUUCUGCUAUCGAUGCAUCCACUCUUUCAUCCUGUCAUGUUGCUUUCAUGGACCCCAGUGUAGGACUGUAUUGCCUCACAUUAGCAAACAACACUAGCAUGAGGAAUGCUGUAGGGGACCAGAAUGCUGGAGUUCUUGCUAGAUGGGCAUCUUUAAUGAGUGCUACUUCCUUAAACAGAUGUGGGCUUCCACUUGAAGCCUUGGAGUCUCUUUCAACUUCUCUGAGUAUUCUUGGGGGUACAGAUCAAGAGAAUGUAUCAGAUAUUGCAUCUUCUAAAAUUUCACUUGGAAUUUGGAAACCAUCCAUUGAUGAUUCCUCUAACUGGCUAUUGGGCGAUGUUGCGUUGCACCUUGAGUUCUAUGCUAAAUUAGAUUUGGCUCUCCAAUAUAUCUCAAAGUUGAUAAGGGAGCACCCUAGUUGGCCUAGAACCUCUGUUGGAUCUGUUGGAGUGAAUACAUGUUCUGAGGAUCAUGAGAUUCAGUAUGAUAAAUUACUUGAAAACUUUCAGCAUAAGUUGUGCACAGCGCUUGCACAGUUUGAGCAGAAGUUCUUAUUGGUUUCUUCCUGCCUAAUUGAUAUGAUUUUUGUCUCAUUGUGGAGUAAUGGGUUCUGGUUCCUUGGAUAUGAUAUCCUACAUGGGUAUUCUCAUGAAUGCAGCCAGUAUGAGAAUCAUAUAAUUGACAGUUCCCUCCGCUAUCCCCUUUUGCACAAGCCACUUUUGAAGGUGACUGAGGAUAUCUCCUUUUUGUUUUCACAUUUGAUUGCUGCCUGCAGCAUAACCUGGUCCGCAUCAAAAUCAUGUUAUAUGGAAAAUGGUGCAUCCCACGAAGUUAGAUCCAACUGGCUAUAUGCCUGGGGAUGUUACUUUCAGGGGGUCAGACUAUCAUUAUGGAAUUUAAAAGCUGCCGUGAGGAUUUUCUCUGCCAACUACAAAGAGGCCGACACCUCGAAACUUCUUACUCUUCUUGAUUUUUACGAAUAUUAUGCAAAUUUUGCUUCUGCUUGGCUUCAGAAAAAUUCAAAAGGUUUAGUUCUGAUGGUGCAACCCCUCUUAGUUUCAUAUACUAAUGGGCAUACUCCAUAUGAAGUUGAUAUGUCGAUUCUGAAGAAAGUGUCUUACCAGGUUGCAGAUACUGUGACUCAGAAUACAUUGAUUAAUGAUAUAAUAGGUGGCCUUGAGGUUGCUAGAUGUGCUGAAGACAAAAAAGUUCGAGAGCUAUUGCAUUCAAUUCCAGAAGAUGAGAGAUGGCAUAUUAUAGGGGCUUUUCUGUGGCAACACAUGUCCAGAUUCAUGAAACAUAAACUAGAUUCAAUAGCCGUUUUACUUGAUGACACUUGUCCUUCUGGUUUUUCCUAUGGUAAACUUUCUUCUUGUGCUCCUGGUUCGGUGGAUUUUGAAUCAGAUACCAAGAGCAUAAGAGAAAAGAUUAGGUCAUUGUCAUGGAUAUUGGCCAAGUUGCUGAAAAUUGCACUUGAACAUAUUUCUUCUUACCAUGUGAAACAACUUGUGUUGUUCUUGCAGCAGAAAAUAGAUAAUGGAUUUCACCCUCCUACUCUUGUAUGGUUGGAGGAAUCUAAAUUGUCUUCUAGGACUCUACAUCAGCAUCUGGGUCAGGGUAUUGUUGGUGAAGAUAUAACAAACAGCACAAAUCAACUUUCUGCUUCUUAUGUCUUAUGGAAUAUCUGUGCUGAUCCUACUCUGAUAUCAGAAAGUUUUGCACAUGAGAAAAUAAAUUGGUCAAGUAAUUUUCAUUUUAAGCCUUCCAAAGGAUGGGGUGAAGUAUACAAAGACAUUAAAGGGGAGCAUGAAAGUGAUAAGUCCCAUAAUCAUGGAGGCAGAAUAAGCAAUAGUUCUUCUGGUGGUGAAGCUGGAUCACCUUCUAGGAGUCUGUUUCGGAAUGGACAUACUUUUCUGAGUUCCUCACAGAAAGACACAAUCAUGGAAAAGGAGGUCACACCUUUCCAAAACCCUAAAGAAAUAUACAAGAGAAAUGGGGAGCUUUUAGAGGCAUUGUGUGUCAACUCCAUUGAUCAAAGGCAGGCUGCCCUAGCCAGCAGCCGGAAGGGCAUAAUUUUCUUUAACUGGGAAGAUGGUAUGCAUGACAUAGAUCAAUCAGAUUAUAUCUGGUCAGGUGCUGAUUGGCCUCACAAUGGUUGGGCUGGUUGUGAAUCAACCCCAGUUCCAACCUGUGUAUCUCCUGGUCUUGGUCUUGGUAACAACAAAGGAGCUCAACUGGGGUUGGGUGGGGCAACCAUUGGUGUGGGUUCUUUAGCUAGACCAGGGAGAGACCUGACAGGUGGUGGAGCAUUUGGGAUUCCAGGUUAUGCUGGUAUUGGUGCCUCUGGCUUAGGCUGGGCGGUGCAAGGAGACUUUGAGGAGUUUGUUGAUCCGCCAGCUACUGUAGAAAACAUAAGUACAAGGGCUUUCUCAAGUCACCCCUCAAGGCCUGUCUUCCUGGUUGGUUCUAUCAAUACACACAUUUACUUAUGGGAGUAUGGUAAGGACAAAGCAACAGCAACUUACGGAGUGCUGCCUGCUGCAAAUGUUCCUCCACCUUAUGCUCUUGCCUCAAUAUCAGCUUUGCAGUUUGAUCAUUGUGGACACAGAUUUGCUACUGCUGCACUAGAUGGAACAGUUUGCGCAUGGCAGCUGGAGGUGGGAGGCAGGAGCAAUAUCCGUCCAACAGAAUCAUCUCUCUGUUUUAAUAACCAUGCAUCGGAUGUCGCUUACGUUACUUCAAGUGGAUCAAUCAUUGCUGCUGCUGGAUGUAGCUCCAAUGGUGUUAAUGUGGUUAUAUGGGAUACAUUGGCACCGACUGCAACCUCUCGGGCAUCCAUUAUUUGCCAUGAAGGCGGUGCCCGCUCCAUUGCUGUAUUUGACAAUGACAUAGGAAGUGGUUCUAUUUCUCCCCUAAUAGUUACUGGUGGUAAAAAUGGUGAUGUUGGACUUCAUGACUUUCGGUACAUAGCUACUGGAAGGACUAAAAGGCACAGGUACCAUGAUGGUGUUGAAACAAGCAUCAACAGGUCUUCCAGUACUGACAUGAGGACAGGAGCUAGUAAUCAAUUACAGGACCAGAAUCACAGUGGGAUGCUUUGGUACAUACCAAAGGCUCACUUAGGUAGUAUCACCAAAAUAUCAACCAUCCCAAAUACCAGUUUGUUCUUAACGGGAAGCAAAGAUGGAGAUGUUAAACUUUGGGAUGCCAAAGCGGCCAAGUUGGUUUAUCAUUGGUCAAAAUUGCAUGAAAGGCACACCUUUUUGCAACCAAGCUCUCGUGGUUUUGGGGGUGUUGUGCGGGCUGCUGUUACUGAUAUUCAAGUUGUGUCACAUGGUUUUCUUUCAUGUGGUGGAGACGGCUCUGUAAAGCUGGUUCAGUUCAAUGAUUACCUACAUGGGACAUUAAGAUGAAACUUAUCUGAGCCCAAGGGAGCUUGACUUUUCAGAACAGUUAAAAACUGUUUUGUGUUCCAAGAAAUUUGUUGGCAAUGCAAGCGCAAGACUGUUUGUGUUCUUUAGGAACAGUUAAGAAAAGACAGCAUUCCAUGAACUCGGUUGACUUGGUGAGCUCAGUGCCUUUGACAUCAGGUAGUCGUUUGGCAUCACCAACAUAUAUCUUCUUUUCCGCGCUUGUUGUUAAUUGAUGGCUUUUGAAAACCCGAAUCAUCAGGGAAAGAGAAAAGCUGUGCGUGUACAUUAUUCCAUCUCUCUUGCAUUGAGGUUUCCAUUGUUGAACAAAUAAGUAGGAAAGAAACCUGUAGAAUGCGUGACACGGAUGAAACCAGAUAAGAGGGGUUCAGACUGUGGGUUCACAUUUCAAGCGUUCAACAUCCAAGAGAAAUGGUUGGGACUGUGGGUUUCACAUUUCAGUUUUUGUUACUCUUUUCGUAGUUUUCUCCGUGCGAGGUGUUUCAGAUGGCUGUGGGGAUAAAAUUUUUGUGUGAUAUUUCCAGUGUAUAUACAUACGAAUAAAAACAGAAUUGUCUUUGUCAAUGAUUAUUGUUCUUGUAAAUGUACAUAUGUAAUUAUUGGAAAGUGGUGACAUUGAUAUACUAAUCUCUCUUUCUUGACCGUA
Molecule: messenger RNA, 8420 nt
Organism: Theobroma cacao (cacao)
Lineage: Eukaryota; Viridiplantae; Streptophyta; Magnoliopsida; Malvales; Malvaceae
Product: transducin family protein / WD-40 repeat family protein
Biological process (GO): vacuolar acidification
Cellular component (GO): RAVE complex
Molecular function (GO): protein binding
Source: RefSeq, a predicted model, not a curated record